AUGUGCAAUCCUCCAUUCUACUCUUCACGAGAGGAGAUGGUAAUGUCUGCCGAAACAAAAGAACGACCUCCAUUCUCGGUAAGAUCGAAAGGCCUUGUGUAUGCCUCAAACUUACCAUAUUUUCAGGCAUGCACAGGCGCCGAAGUCGAGAUGGUAACCCCAGGUGGGGAGGUAUCCUUCGUCUCCCGCAUGAUAGACGAGAGUCUUCAACUACGCAAGAGAGUGCAAUGGUACACAUCAAUGCUCGGAAAACUGAGUAGUGUCUCCGUGCUCAUCGAGAGACUGGCCAAACUCGGAAACAAUAACUACGCCGUGACCGAAUUCGUCCAGGGCAACAAGACGCGAAGGUGGGCGAUAGCCUGGUCAUGGGAUGACCUUCGCCCAACUGUGGCUGUGGCACGCGGCAUACCCAACUUCCCGAGACAACUUCUCCCUUUCCCAUCGGAAUACACAUUCGAUCUGCCCAAUAGCUCCAUAGAUAGCAUUGGUACCAGCGUUGAUACACAUCUAUCAGCACUUCAUAUCAACUGGACCUGGAAGAGGAACCUCGGUAUGGGUGUAGGCUUCGCGCCCGAAAACGUCUGGUCUCGCCAAUACAGGAGGAAAGCAAAACUGUCCGGUACUCAUGAGAAACCCGAGAUUGAAGAGCGCAAAGCAGCUCUGGGGUUCAAGAUGCAGUUGAAGAUGGAACCCGUUGAAGACAAGAUUGUGCGUGUUGUAGUGCGGUGGCUCAAGGGGACUGAUUCAGUUUUGUUUGAGAGUUUCUGUGGGAUGAUCAAACGGAAGCUUGAGGGGCGUUGA
Messenger RNA from Aspergillus calidoustus, 801 nucleotides. The record is from the annotation of a GenBank genome assembly. Lineage: Eukaryota; Fungi; Ascomycota; Eurotiomycetes; Eurotiales; Aspergillaceae.